AUGGUAAUAGAUGUUGCAGAAGUUACCAUGAGUGAUAGUUUAUCGAAGGUAAUGAUUGAUAUUACAGUUAAUAGGCCAGAUGGUAGUGGAAAACUUGUACUUGAUGGCGAUGAACAGUUACAGGAAAUGUUUUUUUUGUAUAGAAAUUGUAAGGAGAUACUUGUAUUUGUGAAUGUUGAAGUUGGGUCUCAGGUGAGACUGUCACCUCCUCCAGAUGUAGGAAUAGGCGAAGAGCCUAAUGUUGAUGACAAUGAACCUAAUGUUCAAAAUGAUGACACGGAUGCAAAUAGGCAUGAAGUUAAGCAUGACAUUGUGGAUGAACAUACGGGUGGUAGUGGUGAAAAUGAUGACAGGGGUGCAAAUAGGCAUGAAGUUGAUGAUGCGAAUGAUGACAAUGUUUAUGUUGAUGGUGAUGAUGCCCCCAAUGUUAGUUAUGAGUACAAUGAUGAUACCAUCAACACACAAUUAGAUGAAAACUGUGACGAUGAGUUUUCUGAUUAUCAAUCAGGGGAUGAAGGAUAUGUUAGUAAUACAAAUUCUGAGGAACUUGAGGUUGACGUGGAUGAAACACAUACAAGGGGUAGGAAAAGGAAGUGCAAUGUCAGUGAUACUUCAAGAUUUGGAGUGGAGUUUAGUGUUCCUGAAGAUGGAAACACUGAUUGA
Molecule: messenger RNA, 663 nt
Organism: Ilex paraguariensis (yerba mate)
Lineage: Eukaryota; Viridiplantae; Streptophyta; Magnoliopsida; Aquifoliales; Aquifoliaceae
Source: the annotation of a GenBank genome assembly